AUGUCAACGUUUGAUGGCAUCGUUCAAGAAUUCCCUUAUAUACAAAUCGACUAUUUUCGCAAGAAUCAAGACAGGCCAUCACCACUUGCCUGCUUCCUUAGCCAUGUACACAGCGGCCAUCUUCAGGGUCUGGAGUCCUUCCGGACUCCUUUCAUCUAUUGCUCUGCAGCUAGAGAGAAGUAUCUGCUCCUGAGCAUCGAAAAAUAUCCCCACCGUAUGGAUUUCAACAAAGGCAUCCUAGAAUCCAGGAGACUGCAUUACAAGCAUCUGUACAAACUUAUUAGAGCAAUCCCGCUGGAUACACCAACAGAAAUCGAAUUCACCCCACGGUUGUCAAUCCGCGUCACCCUCUUUGAUGCAAACCACUGUGCAGGCGCUGUAAUGUUUCUCAUCGAGGGCGAUGGAAAAGAUAUACUCUAUACCGCGGAAUCAUGGUGGGUCAACUGUCUUGUCCGGAACCCAAUCCUGCUCCCAUACGCUUUAGGCGGAAAGCGUUUGGACAAGAUAUACCUCGAUACUACCUAUGCUCGUGCAGAGAACUUCCAUAAACACUUUUCAUCCAAAGCUGAGGGAUUGACAGAACUUCUGCAGAAGAUCAGUCUCUAUCCGGAGGACACCACCUUUUACUUCCGAGCGUGGACAUUUGGCUACGAAGAAGUGUGGGUGGCACUCAGCGCGGGGCUAAAUGCCAGAAUCCACGUGGAUCGAUACCAACUAGGACUAUUGAUCCGUGAGCCUUGCCCGAGGUGGCAACGAGAUAUCAGCUCUGCGGUUUCGAACUUGAAAACAGAGCCAAUCGUCGGCCGCUUGCAGGAUGGCUCACAGUUGCCUGAGGUUGGGAUUGGCGGUGCGCAGGCGAUCUCUAUCAAGUGCAUGAACUUAAGCUACCCGAUCAGGCGUCGGUUAGAAGGUUUGGAAAAGCUAUGUAUCGAACGAAUCCAUGAUAGUCAAGUGCUAUCUCAGACUAGAGAUGCUCUAUUCGAGGCCUUUCGGUCAAAAAGCAAGUCACUCUCACUGGAUAGCUAUGGAAUGAAAGACGAUACGGAUAUCCCUCUCGAAAAGCUGAUUAAUAUUUUGUCUCGUGGCCACAGGGACACACGCUCGUCUGCAGACGUGAAAGACAAAGCAGGCAACCAGCUUCCAAACAUCAUACAAUUCCCUUCCUCCUGCCAUUCAUUGUAUAACGAACUAUGCGAGCUGGUCUCUGCAUUGAUAACCAAAGAUAUCUACCCGUGCACAAUUGAUAUUCUCACCUGGGACGAAAGCAGCUCGAUCCGGGCCCUUUUCAGGCACCUCUGUUCUGGUGAUUACUUCUCUCAUAACACUCACAUGCGGGAGACAAUCGCAAAUGACGAGGACCCACUCCAUUUGAGAAAAAGAGCACGCUAUAAUGAAGGAUCAUCGCCUCAAACAAGUCAACAUUCUAGCUUCGCGGAUAACGAUUUCGACCUUGGCAAUUCACUUGCCAGCACCCAGACACACGUCAAAAGACCAAAGUCGUCAACUUUCCUAACCAAAUACAUCACCAAAGACUUCUCAUCUUCGUCGUCUUCGGGAAAUCUUCUUCCCUCGUCUAUGGAAACGAUCCACGAAACUUAUGUUAACACCAAUACCAAUCCAGGCGAACCCCUCACCGUCCCUGAACCAACCCCCGAAUCUGAACGAGCCAGGCGCAAUGAAAUUUGGCGCGCUUGA
This is a messenger RNA of Aspergillus ruber CBS 135680, 1695 nucleotides long. RefSeq names its product putative DNA repair protein. Gene Ontology annotation, molecular function: damaged DNA binding; 5'-3' DNA exonuclease activity. The coding region runs from base 1 to 1695 and encodes 564 amino acids. Gene Ontology annotation, biological process: interstrand cross-link repair; double-strand break repair via nonhomologous end joining; protection from non-homologous end joining at telomere. The record is from RefSeq and is a predicted model, not a curated record. The transcript has 9 exons. Lineage: Eukaryota; Fungi; Ascomycota; Eurotiomycetes; Eurotiales; Aspergillaceae.